Nematocida parisii ERTm1 is the source of this 1185-nucleotide messenger RNA. RefSeq names its product AGC/PKA protein kinase. Gene Ontology annotation, biological process: peptidyl-serine phosphorylation; signal transduction. The record is from RefSeq and is a predicted model, not a curated record. NCBI's taxonomy places the organism in Eukaryota, Fungi, Microsporidia. Bases 6 to 977 code for a protein of 323 amino acids. The transcript has a single exon. Gene Ontology annotation, cellular component: cAMP-dependent protein kinase complex. Gene Ontology annotation, molecular function: ATP binding; cAMP-dependent protein kinase activity.
AGGAGAUGUUUUUACUUAGAGAUUUAAAGAUGGUGAGAGUUCUAGGAGAAGGUUCCUACGGGAGAGUAUUCCUUGUUUCGUUCGAUGGUCUUGCCGGGCUGAAGAUGAAGAAGCUUUAUGCACUUAAGAUAAUGAGCAAAUCGCAAAUUCUUCACAGCAACCAACUAUUGCACGUAUAUAAUGAAAAGGCAGUAAUGCUGAGCUUAUAUUCGUCUUUCUUUGUUCGGCUGUAUAGCACGUUUCAAGACAAAAGAUAUCUUUUUAUGGUUAUGGAGUAUGUUCCUGGAGGAGAGCUUUUCUCUUUUAUGAAAGAAAUUAUUAAGUUUACUGUAAAACAAGCAAGAUUCUAUAUUGCGGAAAUACUUGUUGCACUGGAAACCCUGCAUGGGCUGGGGAUUAUUUACCGAGAUUUAAAGCCAGAGAAUGUUCUACUUGACCGGGAGGGGCAUAUAAAGCUUGCAGACUUUGGGUUUUCCAAAAAGCUAUACCAGCCGCUUACAUGGACACUUUGCGGAACACCAGAGUAUCUGGCUCCCGAGAUUGUAAUGAACAUAGGGCAUGGUUUUGAGGUAGACUUCUGGUCGCUUGGUGUUAUUUUGUAUGAAAUGAUAGUGGGGCAGCCGCCAUUUUACCACGAAAACCAAGUUGAACUGUGUAGGCUUAUUAUCCGUGGCAAUAUUAAGUUUCCAGCAUUUGUGGACCCAGUGUCUAAAGACCUCAUAAAACAGCUUUUGCAGACAGACAGGAGGAAGAGACUAGGCUAUAAAAAGGGAGUAAAGAUGAUAUGCAGACAUUCUUUCUUUAGGGAGAUAAACUGGACAAUUGUUCAGAGCCGAAGCUACACUCCCCCAAUAAUUCCUGUUACCAAUGAGGAAAAUGACAGAAAGGACAAUCCUGCGGGCUGUUCGAUUCAGUCCCACAUAAUGGGAAUGGAGAACGACCUGCCUGUUAUGGACCAGUUGUUUGACCAAUACUAACUAAUACCAAGGAAGGCAUUGCCUUCUUAUUAAUGUGCAGUUUACCUAUCCACUGCCUUUACUAUUCAAAAAUUACUGGAAUCUUGGUGUCAAAAUGUUACAAAUCAUACCACACACAUAUCUAUUAUUCAUUUCUUCAUGUGCUUUACAUGGAAGUGAUUCAGCAGAUGCCAAGUGUCCAUACGUCAAUAAAUAGUAAUUAUGCCAA